Drepanopeziza brunnea f. sp. 'multigermtubi' MB_m1 is the source of this 600-nucleotide messenger RNA. RefSeq lists its product as uncharacterized. The record is from RefSeq and is a predicted model, not a curated record. Lineage: Eukaryota; Fungi; Ascomycota; Leotiomycetes; Helotiales; Drepanopezizaceae.
AUGCUCAUCACAUCCGGGCAGGUUUCAGUGGCUAUCUCUUCUGGAAUCGUGUUCCUCUUCACCACCGCUCUAUUCCUCAGUGGGUACGUGCUCCAGCAAGCCACUGUCCGCGACUUGCGGGCGGCCAUCAAACCGCAGCUCAACAGACCGAAGCCAGGUCCGGAUCUGUACCUGCCGCCGCAGUUUACAGAGGAUGGCUAUCUUGUCGAUGUGAUCAAGGUUGAGACCCAGAAUAUACAGGAUGAGGCGGGCAGAGAUGCUCUUGGGGACCGGGCUGCCGGAAGUGGAGGGGACUCGAGCGCGGAGGGGGACGAGCAAGCUACAGACGAAGCGAGUGAUGAUAUGGUUGGGGCGACAAGGUGGCAGAAAGCUGCCCGGAAGAAGAAGACCGAGGAGGCUCGACAGCGCAAAGAACAGGAGUUACAGCAUCCUAUUUCUAAUUCAGGGUCCGGAGACUCCCCGGGCGGGACACCGCCUAUUGUCUCAAAGCCGCAAGAGAAACCAAUUAGUGCCGCCGAAAGGAGAAGGAGGAUCAAAGAGCAGAUAGUGGCAGAAGGCGAGGGAGAGGGUUUCAAAGGAUAUAGGAGACGGAUGUGGUAA